Messenger RNA from Phyllopteryx taeniolatus (common seadragon), 655 nucleotides. Its product is annotated as myoD family inhibitor domain-containing protein-like. Bases 53 to 655 code for a protein of 200 amino acids. The transcript is spliced from 3 exons. Lineage: Eukaryota; Metazoa; Chordata; Actinopteri; Syngnathiformes; Syngnathidae. The record is from RefSeq and is a predicted model, not a curated record.
AGUCUAUGAUAAAUGCAGUAGGGCUCUUAUUUGGAUAAAUUGGAUUGAAUUGAUGAUGAAUGUUAUGCAAAUUAAGGUGAUAUUGUUUUGGUGUAUUCCAGGGAGCAUGCCAUUUAAACUUAAAGGGGAAGUCCCUCCUGUUACCAUGCCAACAGAACUCAUCAACACACAGCCUCAGAGAGGUGCAACCUUGCCACAAGGAAACGCUACAGUGCCCGACCCCCCUCGACACGUCACGCGCACACCCGCCUGCCCACGAUGUGGUCUGGCGGUUCCGAACGACCUAGCUGGAUCCCGCGGCACGAGUCAAGGACGUGGUUCCAGCUUAUCCGUGCAAAGCGGCAAUGUGGCGGAUUCAAAUCAACGCGUUGCUACACCUUCAGACUCAUGUGCUCACCUGCUGCUGGCCUGCCUCUCCUGCCAAUGCUCCACGCUGCUGCUGGCCCUGCUGGAGGCUUGCACGUCUGGCCUGCACGACUUGUGCGCCUGCUGUUGCGGCGCUUGCGCCCGCUGCUGCCAGGUGCUGCGUGAGGCGCCGGUGGAGGAGUUCAACUGCCACGCCCACUGCCACUCGGUCCUCUUUCAGUCCUGCGGCGAGCCGACAGAGUGUCUCGAGUUUUGCAUGGAGUGCUGCCAGAUUUGCCACCACAACUAG